Messenger RNA from Triticum dicoccoides, 2156 nucleotides. RefSeq names its product poly [ADP-ribose] polymerase tankyrase-1-like. The record is from RefSeq and is a predicted model, not a curated record. The transcript is spliced from 11 exons. Bases 97 to 1305 code for a protein of 402 amino acids. NCBI's taxonomy places the organism in Eukaryota, Viridiplantae, Streptophyta, Magnoliopsida, Poales, Poaceae. Gene Ontology annotation, molecular function: protein binding.
CGCUUUGGUUUCAUCUUCCUCGCUGCUCUUUCCCGAUUCAAAACUCCACCCCCUUUCUUCCCUCCCCUCCUCUCCCCAACCCCCCCAAACCCUAUCAUGUCCUCCUCUACCGACGCCAUGGCGUCGCCAUGCUCCCAUGAUCAAUUCGACGAACCAGACCGUGGCACGGUGCUGAACUACAUUUUCCAGGCGGCCUCCGACGAUGAGCUCUCCAUCUUCAAGGAGCUGGUCACGAUAAUACUGGACAAUGGCAGGGGCCGCCCCAAGGAAGCGAUUGAGGAAUUGAGGGUGGAAGAUGUCGGGCAGCUUGAAGGUUUCAGUGCGCUGCACAUCGCGGCCAGUAAAGGGAGUCUGGAGGUGUGCAGGUACCUCGUCGAGGAGCUGCUGGUAGAUGUGGAUCUGGUCGACAAGGAAGGUAGAACACCUCUGUUGUUUGCAACAUACCACAAUGGGGGUACUGCCGAAUAUCUUCUUGAUCAUGGCGCUAAUCAAGACAAAGCUGAUCACGAUGGGUCUACCCUGUUACAUUAUGCCGCUGAAUUAGGCAAUUGUGAAAUGGUAGAGCUUUUGCUUGCAAAAGGAGCUUAUGUUGACCCGGUAUCUGCUUGUGGAACACCACUUCAUGUUGCUGCUGGUAAAGGGCAUUAUGGUGCUAUGAAGAUUUUACUGGACCACAAUGCAGAUUACAACAAGAUGGUAAAUGGCGUGACACCUCUUAUUGUUGCUACAGAUGCCAAGUCAAUGAAAUGUAUCAAGCUCCUAGUUAAGGCUGGUGCCAAUCUCAAGGAAGCUGCAGCAUAUACAACUCUCCACGCGGAAAAAGUGGUUUCAGAUUACUUUCUCAAUUGCAUAAUGGAGGACGUUGAUGCCAACCGUGAUGUUCCUUUUGAUCAGGGGCCUAUGCUUAAACGGGAAAUCGUGACAUCAGGGCUUAUAUCACGAGGGAGCAACUCUUUAAAGAACAAGGAUUAUGUUGUCGCAGCAAAAUUGUACAGUAAGGCAAUGGUGCUUGAUCCUGAUGAUGCAGUCUUGUUCUCAGACAGGAGCCUUUGUUGGCUUCAACUGGGUGAUGGAAAAACGGCUUUACUAGAUGCUAAUAGAUGCAGAAAAAUGCGGCCUCACUGGCCAAAAGCUUGUCACCGGCAGGGUGAAGCUCUGAUGCUACUGAAGGACUAUGAGGGCGCAAGUGAACGGUUCUGGGAUGGACUCAAGUUGGACCCAGUGGACACUGAUAUCGAGGAUGCAUUACGGGAAGCUAUGAAGUCCUUGAAGACGUCUCGGUCUUGGAGCAUGAGAGCCAAUUGACUAUUUGGGUGUUGCAGGGAAUUCAGUUGAAGACUUGAAAUGGGUCAGCAGGAGUUUCUACGUUUGCGCAAAGACUGUUUUCCGUUAGAAAGUAAAAGCGACAUGUCUGACGGACCGUGGCAUGACUGUUGAUGCAUGCAGUAGCAAUACCCGGUGGAAACUCUCCAGUUGCCAUCCAUCGUGUAUCAGGCUCUUCUGUCAGGUUUUUGGGUCUUCGACGAAGCUCACUCGUCUGCGGCGUCAACCGAAUGAUCGCAGCCUCCGCAUUCGUCUUCUUGUGGUGUUGCUGAAUUCCCCCACUGCCUAGUGUUUUUACUACUCACGUUGGUACAAUGCAGUCACAAUGGAGAAGAGGGUGAUUAUUUUGUUGGUUUUGUUCGUCCUGUGGGUGCAGAAGAAGAGGUGAGCUAGCAGGAGCUUGCUGGCUACGGUUUGGCGGCUGCUAUAUGUCUUGUUUUUCUGAACUCGGUCGGUUGCUGUGCGAGGUGGUUCGGACCAUGUAAUGAUGAUUUCAGAAAUCAGGGAGUAAAUGGCAAAAACUACCGCUUUUUUUUUUAACCCUAGGCUUCCUAUUCUGUUCUAGAAAAGAAUAUCCCCUUUGUCCGGAAAUACUUGUCGGAGAGCAGGUCAAAAAGAAAAGAAAAGAAAUACUCGUAAGAGAGAUGAACGUAUCUAGACGUAUUUUUGUUCUAGAUGCAUCCAUUUUCAUCCAUUUCUAUGACAAGUAUUUCCGGACGGAGGGAGUAGAACCUACCACUUGGAAGGCCUAACAAACGGUUACAGUUCUAUGCUAAUUAGUCAUAAAUUAAUACCACUUCCAUUUAGGGGCAGUGCUAGGGGUAUUCUUGGGU